UGGUAGCUCGGCUUCUCCAAAGUCGCCGUGGUCUAUGUGUGCCCAGGAGAGCAUGUAGUCCAUGUGAAGUCCCUGCAUUGUGUGUGUAUUCAUGGGACAAAGGUCAAGAACUGCCACUUCCGACUGUGAGAUCUCAAAGCACUUGAGAAGAGGAAACUCAUCAUAUAGAGAAAUCUAGAUGUACUUCGGUUUGGGGUUUGGCUGAAUCGAUGUGUCAUGUUAGUGGAGCAGAUGGCACGGUGGGGAAGAGCCCUGCAGAAGGCUGUGGUGUGGCCUACCGACCUCCCUCCAGAGCCCUGCCCCUGCUGGCUCUGGCCAGGCUGUGCUAGAAAUGGCUGAGUCCAGCUUUCUGCUGCACGCCCCCCUCUGGCCUUCACUUGUCCCUGUUCUGACUGACUAUCCCCUGCCAUGGCCUGCAGACUUCUUAUCCUGCCCUUUGCUGUCCUGUCCCUGAGUUGCUGGGGUGACGCCUUGUUCUGGCCCUCUGUCCCCAGCUCAUCCUGCCCCACGUGGACAUCCAGCUAAAGUAUUUUGACCUUGGGCUCCCAAACCGUGACCAGACCAAUGACCAGGUCACCAUUGAUUCUGCCUUGGCCACCCAGAAGUACAGUGUGGCUGUCAAGUGUGCCACCAUCACCCCUGAUGAGGCCCGUGUGGAAGAGUUCAAGCUGAAGAAGAUGUGGAAAAGUCCCAAUGGAACUAUCCGGAACAUCCUGGGGGGGACCGUCUUCCGGGAGCCCAUCAUCUGCAAAAACAUCCCACGCCUUGUCCCCGGCUGGACCAAGCCCAUCACCAUUGGCAGGCACGCCCACGGCGACCAGUACAAGGCCACAGACUUUGUGGCGGACCGGGCCGGCACGUUCAAGAUGGUGUUUACCCCGAAAGAUGGCAGCGGUGUCAAGGAGUGGGAGGUGUACAACUUCCCCGCGGGCGGCGUGGGCAUGGGCAUGUACAACACCGACGAGUCCAUCUCGGGUUUCGCGCACAGCUGCUUCCAGUAUGCCAUCCAGAAGAAGUGGCCGCUAUACAUGAGCACCAAGAACACCAUUCUGAAAGCCUACGAUGGGCGCUUCAAGGACAUAUUCCAGGAGAUCUUUGACAAGCAUUAUAAGACCGACUUCGACAAGAAUAAGAUCUGGUAUGAGCACCGGCUCAUUGACGACAUGGUGGCUCAGGUCCUCAAGUCUUCCGGCGGCUUUGUGUGGGCCUGCAAGAACUAUGAUGGAGAUGUGCAGUCCGACAUCCUGGCCCAGGGCUUUGGCUCCCUUGGCCUGAUGACGUCUGUCCUGGUCUGCCCUGACGGGAAGACAAUUGAGGCUGAGGCCGCUCAUGGGACUGUCACCCGCCACUAUCGGGAGCACCAGAAGGGCCGGCCCACCAGCACCAACCCCAUCGCCAGCAUCUUUGCCUGGACACGUGGCCUGGAGCACAGGGGGAAGCUGGAUGGGAACCCGGACCUCAUCAGGUUUGCCCAGACAUUGGAGAAGGUGUGUGUGGAGACCGUAGAGAGUGGAGCCAUGACCAAGGACCUGGCGGGCUGCAUUCAUGGCCUCAGCAACGUGAAGCUGAACGAACACUUCCUGAACACCACGGACUUCCUGGACACCAUUAAGAGCAACCUGGACAGAGCCCUGGGCAGGCAGUAGGGAGGCGCCGCCGUGGCUGCAGUGGACGGGCCGGGCCGAGCCGUCGGGCCUCCUGAGCGUGGCGGAGGGUGAGCCUCACAGCCCCUCUCUGGAGGCCUUUUUAGGGGACGUUUUUAUAAGCGAGAUGUUUUUAAAGCAUAUGUGUGUUUCCCCUCAUGUGAUGUGAGGCAGGAGCAGCGUGUCUUACCUCAGCCAGUCGGUAUGUUUUGCAUACUGUAAUUUAUAUUGCCCUUGGAACACAUGGUGCCAUAUUUAGCUACUAAAAAGCUCUUCACAAAA
Molecule: messenger RNA, 1925 nt
Organism: Cebus imitator (Panamanian white-faced capuchin)
Lineage: Eukaryota; Metazoa; Chordata; Mammalia; Primates; Cebidae
Gene: IDH2
Product: isocitrate dehydrogenase (NADP(+)) 2
Exons: 9
Coding region: 678-1646 (322 amino acids)
Biological process (GO): isocitrate metabolic process
Cellular component (GO): mitochondrion
Molecular function (GO): NAD binding; isocitrate dehydrogenase (NADP+) activity; magnesium ion binding
Source: RefSeq, a predicted model, not a curated record